Lachancea lanzarotensis is the source of this 3300-nucleotide messenger RNA. Its product is annotated as LALA0S08e06920g1_1. The record is from RefSeq and is a predicted model, not a curated record. The coding region runs from base 1 to 3300 and encodes 1099 amino acids. Gene Ontology annotation, molecular function: protein phosphatase binding; protein phosphatase regulator activity. Gene Ontology annotation, cellular component: cytosol; nucleus. NCBI's taxonomy places the organism in Eukaryota, Fungi, Ascomycota, Saccharomycetes, Saccharomycetales, Saccharomycetaceae. The transcript has a single exon.
AUGUCAGGGUCGUUUUGGAAGUUUGGACAAAACUAUGCCAAUGAAUCGCCGUUGUCGAAACUCCUGAACCGGGCUUUUAUCAAGGUGGGAGAUGUGAAAAACAGUGAAGACAAAAGCAAGGCGGAUCACGACAAGGUCGAUAAGAUACUUUCUCCACCUAUUAGUCACAGUUCCGACGAGGAGAAUAAUGAGGUAUUCACAAGAGGAGGAGCUACAGGAGAUCAGAAAAAAAUACCAAAAGAAGGGGGAAAAAGUGAAGAUGGAGAAGAUGAAGAAGAAGAAGAUGAUGAUGAAAACUAUGGCGAAGACGCCAAAGGCGAAGAUCGGGAAAAGCUGCACGAGCAUGGUGGUACCGAGAGCGAUGAUAACGAGGAGAAUAACGAAAAUAGGAAUUCGUUUACCGAUCAACCAGAUAACGAAUCGGAUUAUAAAGACUUUGAACCCAACAUGGACGUUCUCGACGAGCUGCUGGAUGAUGAAGAGCUUUACACUGAGCUCAUGUGCUCAAACUUCAAACUUUUGAUCUAUUUUAAAUAUCCACAGGUGCUGGCGCGACUCGUGGAAUACGUCACCAACGAGCAGUUACUGAACGAGAAUCCUGAGGACGACAGUGCAGAAUCAGACACACAUGAGAAUACUAGCGAUUCCAACAGUGUGUCGUCACAAGCCGAUGAUGAUGCAGGCCAAAAGAAGAGUUCAGAGCCGAACGAGUCGAACGAUACCUCAAAAACAGCAAGCAAGGAUGUCAACAACUCCGAAACCGCUUCUGUGUCAUCUGCUGAGACCAGCAUAACCCUUCCGGCAGACUCUGAAGAGCAAUCUGAAUCCAGACGCGCACGCAUGGCAGCCGAAAUCCUCUCGGCUGAUGUCUGGCCAAUUUCUUCAGCAUUCAUGGACCAUGACACACUUCUGACCCAACUAUGGUCGAUGCUAGAUCAUCCAGCUCCAUUGUCAAUCGUGCCCUCCACAUAUUUCAUGAAAAUUAAUGAGAGGUUGCUGGACAUGGACGUUACCGGCAUCUUGCAUUUCAUUUUGGCCCAACCGGAUUUGGUCAACAAAUUCCUCACGCAUAUCGAUAACCCACCUUUAAUGGAUUUUUUACUUAAAGUCAUUUCAACUGAUAAACCGGACUCGUCAACAGGUGUCAUCGGACUUCUAGGGAGCCAAGACUUGAUACCUAAGCUUCUGGAUUGUUUGGAAAGUGAGCAAACAGCUUCCACGAAGUCUGCCGCAGGUGAUUUUUUGAAGGCACUUAUAACAAUAAGUGCAAACUCUAAUAACGAAAUUGCAUCCGCUAUUGGACCAAAUGGCCUUACAAGGAAACUGGUUUCGCCGCCAAUGGUGGAAAAACUUAUGGGCAUAAUGCUUUCUGGCGGCACUUCUCUCAGUAAUGGUGUGGGUAUUGUUAUCGAACUAAUCAGAAAAAACAAUUCUGAUUACGACUUCGUCCAAGUAAUGUACACCACAUUGGAAACUCACCCGCCUAAUGAUAGAGAUCCCAUUUAUCUCGGAUACUUAAUUCAGUGCUCUGCAAAGCACUUGCCUGAAUUUAAUAAGAUUCUGGUAGACACGGAAUUGCCUCCUUUGGAGACCCCCUUUGGGUUUAUUGAGCCGUUGGGCUUCGAGAGGUUCAAAAUCUGUGAACUCGUGGCUGAACUUUUGCAUUGCUCUAACAUGACGCUACUCAAUGAGCCAAGUGGAGAGCAGAUGGUGAUCGAAAGGGAUAUUCUGCGGGAGAAAAUUCUCCGGCUCGAAAAGAGCGAGGAUCUUCAAAGUAAAAGCGAAGGCGGCUCCGGAACUGACGAUGUUGUAGACAAGAUGGCUGAUUUAAGGAUAGCUACCACAGAUGCCAGCAACAGCAGUGACGAAGAAGAACAAGAUACCAAUUCUAAAGACGCUCCACAUACGGCUAACGAGGUAUUAUCCGACGAUUCAACUGAUAGCGAGGUAUCUGAACAGGCAUUGCGAGAGAACCCUAUUGUUGGUGACCAACUCAAGAUCGCUCUACAAGACAAUCGCGUAAUAACCACCAUUUUAGAGAUGUUCUUUUCGUUUCCAUGGAAUAACUUUUUGCAUAACGUUGUGUUUGACAUUGUUCAACAAAUUUUUAAUGGCCCGCUAAAGACGGGUUUCAACAGGUUUCUAAUAGCCGACUUGUUCAGCGGAGCUAAACUUACGCUCAUGAUUAUGGAAGGAGAUAAAAAAUGUGAAGACUACGAAAAUGAAACGGGAUUAAGACUCGGUUACAUGGGCCAUUUAACACUGAUUGCCGAAGAGGUUGCGAAGUUUGCUGCUUACGUGAAUGAAAUGAAGAUAGCGUUCGCUACACCAGCGAUUUCUGAGAGCUUGAACGAAUCUGGAUGGAAGAAAUACACCGAAACAGUGCUUGCUGACACUCGCGAAAAUUAUAGCUCUAUUCUUGGGGACUUUGAAGAAGAGGAGGAUGACAACGAAGACGAUCGCGUCGGUGAAAACGCAAGAGCUGGAAGUUCUGAAGGUAACGCCAACGAUGACCUUGAUUACCGUAGUUAUGGCCAUAGUGGAGAUGAAGAGGAUGAUUACGCUGAGUAUAAUGCCGUGGACAGCCCACGCUACUAUCAAUACGAUGACGGACAAGGCAACAAAACCAACCUUCAUCUGAAUCCCGAGAUAGAUUACGACAUCAAUCCAGGAGCCUUCGAGAGCGACAAGUCUCAUGAUUUUGACGACGAUCGGGAUGAAGACGAUCACGAGCGGAGCGAGGAAUCCGAAAAUCAUGUGGCUGGUGCUGAUGAAGGAAAGGGGAACAACAGCAAAUUCAGCAACUACAUGUCGCAUCAGCUUUCAAAAGAGUUCAACACUUCCUUUUCCUCAGAUGACGAAGAAGAAGAAGAAGAAGCUUGGACUAGCCCAAUAGGAGGAGGCUCGGAUUUUGAUUCCAAAAACGACAGGUCUGGAGACGUUCGGCAAAACAGUGCAUACCAUCCAUCGCAGUUCAGACUAGAAGACGACGAAGACGAUUACAUGGAUCCUAACGAUGACGGCCUGUCUUAUGCAAAACCCAAUCACCCUCUAUACGACAACAUGCUGUCACGAAAAAACUCUGGCAGCCAUUUGUAUUUCAACCAGGAUCCUUCGAACCUCGAGGAGACUGACGAAGCCAGUGAUGAAAGUGACAGAGACGAUGGGGAGGACGAGGAUGGUCAAUACUCUCUAUGUCGCACUUCCAGCAAAGAUAACAUGGCAUGGGACAGUUCGGAGCAGAACCGCAUAAUCAGCACGGCCCAGUACAGACAGAAUCUGCAAGGACCUGAUAAGUAG